This is a messenger RNA of Arachis duranensis, 738 nucleotides long. RefSeq lists its product as uncharacterized. The record is from RefSeq and is a predicted model, not a curated record. Bases 94 to 738 code for a protein of 214 amino acids. The transcript is spliced from 3 exons. Lineage: Eukaryota; Viridiplantae; Streptophyta; Magnoliopsida; Fabales; Fabaceae.
CAUAUCUAUAUAGAAAGAUGCAUAUAUAUUACCUACCCAGCACUUAACUCCAAAGCAUAGGACAACCUUGUUGCAUGUUUCCAUUAAGCAAACAUGAAGCAAAAAAUAGUUAUGAGGAUGCAAAUGGAUUGUGAAAAAUGCAGAAACAAGGCGCUGAAAACUGCUGCCGAGAUAAAAGGUGUGAUUUCAGUGGCAUUAGAAGGGGACGACAAAGACCGCGUGGUGGUGACGGGCAACAAUGUGGAUACGAUUUGUCUCAUCAACCAAAUGAACAAGAAGUUCAAGUGUGUGGCGAUUCUUAAAGUAGAAGAAGUGAAGAAGAAGGAGGAGAACAAAUGCUGUGCCGUUUUGUGUCUCCCAUCGCCGUCGCUGUCGUCGUGUACCAACUGUUCGGACAAUUGCAAAUGUGUAGUUGUAUGCUCAUCAAAAUGCAAGGACAAAUGUGACAAGUGCGAGAAAUGCGAAAGCCCUAAAUGCAAAUGCAAGUGUGUGUUGAUAUGUCCAAAGUGUCAAAGUGCAAAAUGUGAUGGAAAUAGAUGUCUUGUUAUAUGCUUCAAGUGCAAAAGCCCUAAGUGUGAUGGCCAAUGUUGUAAACCUCUUCCACAAGAACCAUGCUAUGUUAAUAAUUGCCCUCCAUGGUGCAAUUGUCCAAGGUGCUAUGUACCGUACAAUCCUCCACCUUACUACUACAAUAGGGUUGUUUAUGAAUCAAACCCUGACAAUUGCUCCAUCAUGUGA